Molecule: messenger RNA, 1482 nt
Organism: Prunus avium (sweet cherry)
Lineage: Eukaryota; Viridiplantae; Streptophyta; Magnoliopsida; Rosales; Rosaceae
Source: RefSeq, a predicted model, not a curated record
UUUGCUGGGUAUUUGUCAUGGCUCUCUUUCUUAACUGACCUUCUCUCUGUUCUUCCCAUGCCACAAAUUUUAGUAGUAGUGCUUUUCUUCAAAAUGAAAGGGCCGGAAUAUUUGGAACACAGGAAGGUUUUGAACAUUUUUCUUCUCAUUCAGUAUUUGCCGAGGAUUUUUCGAAUUAUCUUAUCAUCCAAGAAACUUAUAAAGACAACUGGAAUACGAGUCAAAGCCAUAUUCAAUUUUUUUUUGUACAUUCUUGCCAGCCAUGUACUUGGAGCCUUUUGGUAUUUCUUUUCCGUUCAACGAGAGACAUCAUGUUGGCACCGAGCUUGUGAAAGAAAUAGUACUACAGAUCUAGAUUAUACAGGAUGCAUGAGUACCUUUUAUUGUGAUGAUCGCAGUACUACUUUAAGAAAUAUUACAUUUUUCAAUGAACAUUGUGGUGUAGAAUUUCCAGGGGACACUAAGCCGCCAUUUAAUUAUGGAAUAUUUCUUGAUUCCCUUAAGAAUGAUGGUAACACGGGGGAUAUAAAUUUUCCAACCAAGUUAUGCUUCUCUUUUUGGUGGGGCUUGAGAAAUCUAAGCAACUUUGGCACGAAUCUCACAAGAAGUAAUUAUGUGUGGGAAAAUUUCUUUGCAAUCCUUAUUUCUAUCACUGGUGUGCUACUAUUUGUAUAUCUCAUUGGAAAUGUGCAGACAUUCAUUCAGUUGACAACCACAAAAUCGGAGGACAUAAGGCAAAAGAUUAAAAUAAAAGAGCAAGUGUUAGAAACAUGGAUGGAGAAAAAUCAUGUUCCUGAAGAUUUGAAGAAAGAAAUCAUGAAAAACAUACAUCAAAAAUUGGAAAAAGACAAAGAUGCCGAUCUGGAGAAUCUAUUCGAUGUUCUUCCCUGGUAUACCAAAAAAAUUCUGAAGCGUCAUCUUUGCUGGGAUAUUCUAUCACAAGUACAAUUCCUUAAGGUUAUGGAUGAAAAAGUGCUGAAAAUGAUUUGCGACUAUGCGACGCCAGUGACAUUCCCCGAAGAUAAAAUCAUAUUUCAAAUGCGGCACCCAGUUGAUCGCAUGCUCUUCAUUAUAGAAGGCACUGUCUUGACCUACAGCACAACUUCUGAUCCUGGUCGUACACAUGGUGGAAAAACGACGACAAAUAACGGUGCCUCCCCAUCAAUUGCCACCAAGCAACUUGGGAGAGGGCAGAUUUAUGGAGAAGAGCUUCUGACGUGGGCAUCGCCCAACAAAUCUAGGGUUGACAAGCUUCCUACCUCCACCGAAAUUGUGAAAUGUCAUACAAAAGUAGAAGGCUUUGCUCUCUCAGCCAAGGACUUGAUAAGUGUAGCCUCCAAAUGCCGACGCUGGUGGAACUUAAACAAUGACCCUUGAUUGAUCUCCCACCUUCUACACCCAACUCCACCCAAAAACAAUCAUCUGUUAAAUGCUACUUCUUGUACUAUAUGCAUAAAGGUUGUAUCGUUCUUAUGUCUAAAA